Molecule: messenger RNA, 2439 nt
Organism: Sinocyclocheilus anshuiensis
Lineage: Eukaryota; Metazoa; Chordata; Actinopteri; Cypriniformes; Cyprinidae
Exons: 1
Molecular function (GO): nucleic acid binding
Source: RefSeq, a predicted model, not a curated record
AUGCCCCCCUCAGAAGUGGUCAGCCGGCUUUCAGGAGCCCCAGACCACCCCAGCCUCAGCAGACUGAGGCACAACCUAGACCAGCACAGCCAAGGGGAAAACCUUCCUUUGCAGCAGCGGCAGCUAGACACAGACCGGCGAACCCUCAGGGAGGGAAGAAACCCCGGGCAACCUAACCUGUCCUCAUGUUCUGGACGACGGGACGAGCAACAGCACUCGUGGAGUAUCUGUUGUUAUCCUCCCUCAAAAAGAGUGGUUAUUUUCUCCCCCUCCCGCCAAAAGAAGGCGUUGGACUCGGGAACUGUUCAAGGAAAUGUCAAAAAGUUAUCUUUUGACCAGUUCAGGUGUGGAGUUGGCACCAGUUCCCCCAGUGCCCCACAAAGAAGUUCUCCCCCCUCCACCCACGGAGUUGCCGGAAUGGGCAGAGGACAGUUCACAAAAAAAAUUCCCUGUGCAUCCAGGCAGUGGGCCGAGGGCACAGCAGGGUUUGACAAUAAAAACACACACAAAACCAAAAUUACUCAAUUCAGAGCUGCAAUCCCCAGCUCCCCCGCUAGAUGGCGCGACCGCACCAUUAGCUCUGCUCACGCGGAGAGCUGGCGCGCAUGUGCAAUACACCCCUGGGUUUUAUCUACAAUACUGAAGGGUUAUCGUCUGCAGUUUGCUGUAAAACCACCGGCGUUCAACAGUGUGUUGAUGUCAGCCGCAGAAGGGGAGUCAGCUCAAGUUUUAGAGGAAGAAAUAGCCUCUUUAAUAAGGAAAAUAGCAAUUCAAAUUGUACCGUCGGAGGACAGCCAAAACGGCUUUUACUCCCGGUACUUUGUAAUUCCCAAGAGAGGGGGAGGUCUCCGUCCCAUUCUGGAUUUGCGGAACCUCAACAAACACCUCAGAAAAUACAAGUUCAAAAUGCCCACAUUCAAAGUGCUGUCACAUUUUAUUCACGAGAAAGACUGGUUCACCUCAGUCGAUCUGGAAGACGCAUAUUUCCAUAUAGUCAUCUACCCGGCACACAGGAAAUUCCUCAAGUUUGCCUGUCAGGGCACAGCCUACGAGUUUACGACUGUUCCUUUCGGGCUCUCAUUAGCUCCACGAACGUUCAGCAAGUGUAAAGAAGCGGCUCUAUCACCGCUGAGAACAGCGGGUCUCAGAGUGUCAGCUUAUUUGGAUGAUCUACUCCUCUGCGCUCCGUCACAGCAGCAAGCGGAGACAGACACGAAGAUGCUUGUGUCUCAUUUGGAGAGCUUAGGCUUCAAGAUAAACGAGACAAAAAGCUGCCUGGUGCCCACACAGGAGAUAGUCUAUCUAGGCCUCAGACUGAACUCAGAUCGGUAUCAAGCGUUUCUGUCAGAGGAGCGCAUCAGGUCAGUUCGCAGCUGUCUAUCCCUUUUUCAAAAAGGGAACAAGGUCCCAUUCAGACUGUGUUUACGCCUUCUAGGGCUGAUGGCCUCGACAGUCUCGGUUGUUCCUUUAGGACUGUUGUGAAUGAGAGAGUUUCAGAAUUGAACAGCGGCACAACACUUAUGUCCAAAACGCCACCUCAACCGCAGAGUGAUGGUGUCACCACUUUGCAUGCGUGCUCUCCGUCAUUGGAGAAACCGCUCGUUCCUCGAAUCAGGGACUCCGCUGGGUGCAGUUUCCAUGAGGAAGGUGGUAACGACGUACGCGUCGCUUUCAGGUUGGGGUGCAGUGUGCGAGGGCAGAAUAGCGAAAGGGAAAUGGCCCGUCUCGCUGCAGAGCAUGCACACAAAUUACCUAGAACUGUUAACAGUGUUUCUAGCUGUGAAACAUUUUGUGCAGUUUCUGCGGAACCACCAUGUUCUGAUCAGAUCAGACAACACGACCACGGUGGCAUAUAUAAAUCGCCAAGGGGGUACACGCUCUCCUCAGCUUCACAGUCUGGCACAGAAACUGAUUGUGUGGGGCAGGAAACAUUUUCAUUCAUUACGGGCAACGCACGUCCCGGGAAUAAUGAAUGCGGGGGCGGAUCUCCUGUCCAAGGGAAAUCCUCGGUAUGGAGAAUGGACACUUCUCCCUCAGGUAGUUGGCCAGUUGUGGAGAAGAUUCGGCCGUGCUGCCGUAGAUCUCUUCGCAUCGCACGGAAACACUCACUGCCCUCUGUUCUUCUCGCUAGCGAGGGACGGUGCGCCUAUGGGUGUGGAUGCCCUAGCGCACCCAUGGCCAAACGUACUGCUUUACGCGUUUCCUCCGCUAAGUCUGAUCGUACCAACUCUAAGAAGGGUAAGGGAGUGCGGUCACUCAGUCAUAUUGAUUGCCCUGAACUGGCCGGGGAAAUUGUGGCUGACAGAGAUAGUGCAGCUCCUAUGCGACCAGCCCUGGCCUCUCCCGCUGUGCAGAGACCUCCUCUCACAAGCGCGCGGGGAGAUUUUUCACCCUGCCCCAGACAAAGUUGCUCUUUGGGCUUGGCCCGUGAGAGGUUAA